UCAGCCUAGUAGAGCCUACGGUAUUCAGAUUUUUAAAGACAACCGGGACAUUUGCAAGGACUGUUUUGUCACAUGAUCAUAAAAUGGCGCAGCAGCAGACGGCUGUGUUCCUGAUAGUGGCUCUCUACUGUAUUGUAACUGCAUCUCAGACAGUACCUGUUGUUCUUUGGCAUGGGAUGGGUGACAGUUGCUGUAACCCUUUGUCAAUGGGUUCUAUCAAAGACCUCAUAGAAAAGCAAAUUCCUGGUGUUUAUGUUCACUCACUUGAGAUAGGAAGUAGUAUUGUUGAGGAUAUGGAAAAUGGAUUCCUCAUGAACGUUAAUGACCAGGUGGAUGUGGUAUGUAAACAACUGAACAAUGAUACUAAACUGGCAUCAGGAUACAACUCUGUAGGAUUCUCUCAAGGGGGACAGUUUUUACGAGCAGUGGCACAGCGUUGUCCUUCGCCUCCCAUGUUCAACCUUAUUUCUGUUGGCGGCCAGCACCAAGGUGUUUAUGGAUUUCCCAGGUGUCCUGGAGACAACAUCACCCUGUGUAAUUUUGUGAGAGAAAUGCUUAAUUACGGUGCCUAUACUUCAUUUGUCCAAGAUCAUCUUGUGCAGGCUGAAUACUGGCAUGAUCCACUGAAUGAAGAGGAAUAUGUUCAAAAAAGCAUCUUUCUUGCAGACAUAAACCAGGAAAAGGUGGUGAAUCCUUCCUACAGAGAAAAUUUGCUGAAGCUGAAGAAUCUGGCAUUGGUCAUGUUUCUACAAGACACUAUGGUGGACCCAAAGGAAAGUGAAUGGUUUGGAUUCUAUGUACCUGGACAGGCAAAGGAAAUAAUGCCACUGACUCAGACCAAACUCUGGCUAGAGGACCGCCUUGGUCUGCAGAAGCUGAAUGACACUGGACGGCUGCACUUUUUGUCUUCUGAUUCUGAUCACUUACGCUUCACUGACACAUGGUUCAUUGAUAAUGUCAUCAACAAGUUCUUGAAGUAGCUUGAGGUUCUAUAUAUUCUGUGAUGCUGUAGCUAAGUGUUUAUUUUGACAUGGACUAUGGAUUUAUUAGCGCUGAGGCUGGGAUUCACAUCAAGUUGCAACUUAUGAGUCUGUCACAUGCAUGCAGCUUACAGGCUGAAAGACCUCAGGCUAGCAUGUUGAUCUCUGUUUCUUUUGCAUAAUGGUAGUGUCAUUUAUGUCAUACUUUCAGGGUACAAGGAGAGUUAAAACCAAUCAAAGGUCUGAAAUGCUGACGUUAAUAACUCAUAACCAACCUGACUGACGCCACCGAUUUAUAGUUUUAUCUAUUGAAUACCAGCCCUCAUGCACUAGUAUUAUUUGUAAAUCAUAAUAAUGUUUAAAUUCGAUUAAUUUUCUAGCACAUUUUUCUGUGCAGUGUUUUAACUUUUGUGUUAACAAUGUGCCUUUAUCAUAUAAGAUUUUUAAGAGGUAAAGUUACUUUGAUUCAUGUCACUGAUAAAUGUGCUUAAAACUUAACGCUAAUAACUUUUUGUUGAUUCUGUGUGACUUUUUUAAUAUAUUAGACUCAUUGUCAUGUGUGUUUAGAGAUGAAUGAUUACUUUGUGACUCUUUAUAUAUAUGGGCUCAUACGUUUGAGAGAGACUUAUGCAAAUUCCAUCACUUGAAUUUUGCAUUUGUGGACAGUGUGGUGUGCUUUUUAAGUGUUUCAUUUGGCGUUCUCAUUAUCAAGAUGUGCAGAGCUACAAAAGUGUUACAACAAUAGAAACUUAAACACAGAGAAUUGAGAAAUUGUCAGUCAAGCCACCAUGAUCUCUAGUAAAAUGUUCAGGCGGAUUAAAAAAAAAUCUUGAGACACUACUUUGCUGAGGAUUGUGGUUUGACAACAUUAUGUUGUUAACGUCAUUUUAAGGCAGGAUAAUGAUUAAUCUGCUGUAACUGACCCAUUAACUAAAAUUGUUCUUUUAUUUGAUGUAUGAUUUUUGUAGCUGCUUUCGUUUUAUAAUCACUCUUCCCAAAGAUGGCAGCUGUGCAAGCACAAGUUCACUUUGUGCAUCAUAAGUUAAGCUCAAUGCCGUGACAGUUAAAUGAUGUUUGACAUCAGCUGGUGGGCGACUUAUAUGCCCUGUGAUCGUGAUAAAUCGUUGUGACUUCAUCGUAUUUUACAGGAUUGUGUCAGAUAGAACUCAAAACUCAUCACUCAGAUGGGAAUAAAGUAUGAUACAGACUGACGCCUCAGUCCUAAAGUGGUGGUUAUGAGGUUAAUUGGGGCAUUUCAUUUAAUGAUUUGAUCUCGAUACAAGUCACACGAUCACCUUUGGAGAUAAAGACCAACCUGGACGGUUUGCGUUUUUUUCAGAUAUCAGUAGAUACAGGCGGUAUAAAACUAACCUGUAAAUUUCAGCUUCCAUCCGUUAAUUAAUUAUCCGCUCCGAUUCGUACCUGUGAUCAACGAGCGUUAAUAACAGUGUUCUACGUCACGUUGGUACACCAUUCACAACAUUGCUGGUAGUUAACACUUAUGAGCGACAGUUCGGAUUAUUCGGACGCUGACAGUCUGCAUUUCUCGUGGCUCUGAAAAACUGCUACUUAUAAAGGAAGCAAGUUGUAAUACGAUGUGUUAAUUCGCCAAGAUGGUCUAUUUCAUAUCCCCUACUCUGUUUCUUUCCAUGUUUUCUAGUAUAGUUCUGUUUAUUUUAGUAUUAUAAUUAUGUUUGGGGUUUUUGUGUGAAUAUAAGUUGGCACGAAAGGAGCCCAGGUUUAUGCUUGUAUUUGUUUUACACACGGAAUUUAUAAUUAAAUUUGCAUUAAUACCUUUUCAGUAAGGUGAUAAUUUUCUUAUCUGCUGAGAUUAUUUUCCAGUAAUUUGGAAUGAAAUCGUUUAUCGCAUUCCUAUUGCUAAAUAUUCACUUGGUAUAAUAGUAUAAUGUGCAUAUGACGGAAUGAAGAAAAACUGAUUACUAGCUGUGUGACAAUUAUCAAUUAAAAUGGUGGUUUUCUGGCA
Pomacea canaliculata is the source of this 2964-nucleotide messenger RNA. Its product is annotated as palmitoyl-protein thioesterase 1-like. The transcript is spliced from 11 exons. Bases 84 to 980 code for a protein of 298 amino acids. Gene Ontology annotation, molecular function: palmitoyl-(protein) hydrolase activity. The record is from RefSeq and is a predicted model, not a curated record. Gene Ontology annotation, cellular component: lysosome. Gene Ontology annotation, biological process: protein depalmitoylation; receptor-mediated endocytosis. NCBI's taxonomy places the organism in Eukaryota, Metazoa, Mollusca, Gastropoda, Architaenioglossa, Ampullariidae.